CCGGAGGGGGAUGGAGGCCCCGCCGGACGCCGCCGACCUCGUGCCGCUGGACCGCUACGACUCGGCGCGGGCCAAGAUCGCCGCCAACCUGCAGUGGAUCUGCGCCAAGGCGUACGGCCUAGACGACGUCCCCGAGGACCUCAGAGACCCCUUCUACAAGGACCAGUACGACCAGGAGCACAUCAAGCCGCCCGUCACCAAGCUCCUGCUGUCUAGUGAGCUGUACUGCCGCGUGUGCGGGCUCAUCCUGCCAGGGGACCAGGCGGCCGCCCUGCACGGGCACCAGGCCGUCAUCCAGGCCCUGUCCCGGAAGGGGAUCUACGUGAUGGAGGGCGACGACACCCCUGUGACGGAGCCCGACCUCAGCCGCGCGCCCAUAAAGAUGAGCGCCCACAUGGCCAUGGUGGACGCCCUGAUGAUGGCCUACACCGUGGAGAUGAUCAGCAUCGAGAAGGUGGUGGCCAGCGUGAAGCGCUUCUCCACGUUCAGCGCCUCCAAAGAGCUUCCCUACGACCUCGAGGACGCCAUGGUGUUCUGGAUCAACAAGGUAAAUCUUAAAAUGAGGGAAAUAGCAGAGAAAGAAGCUAAAUUGAAGCAGCAGUUAUUGGAAAGCCCAGCUCAUCAAAAGGUCCGCUACCGGCGAGAGCACCUGUCUGCCAGGCAGUCGCCGUACUUCCCGUGGGUGGAGGACUUGAUGCGGGACGGCAGUGAUGGGGCCGCCCUCUUAGCCGUCAUCCACUACUACUGCCCGGAGCAGAUGAAGCUGGACGAUAUAUGCUUGAAGGAGGUGACGUCGAUGGCGGACAGUCUGUAUAACAUUCGGCUUCUGCGAGAGUUCUCCAAUGAGUACCUGAACAGGUGCUUCUACCUCACCUUGGAAGACAUGCUGUACGCGCCCGCGGUGCUGAAGCCGAACGUCAUGGUCUUCAUCGCGGAGCUCUUCUGGUGGUUCGAGAGCGUCAAGCCCGACUUCGUGCAGCCCAGAGACGUGCAGGAGCUGAAGGGUGCAAAGACGGUCCUGCCCCAGAAGAGCGGCCGGCCUCCCGUGCCCAUCUCCAACGCCACCAAGCGCAGCUUCCUGGGCAGCCCCGCGGUGGCCAGCCCGGCCGAGCAGCCGCCUGCCGUCCCGGCAGCUGAAGGCUGUCACAGGUGCUACCUACAGCCCGAGGAGUCCGAGUACCUUGGGAGAGGAACCUCGGCCUUCAGCCCGUCCCAUCCUUUGCUGCCACUGAGACAGAAGCAGCAGAAGCCGGUGCAGGGCGAGGACGCCUCUGGUCAGCGGCAUCGCUCCAAUUCCCUCACCCGCGUGGAUGGUCAGCCACGAGGUGUGGCGACGGCGUGGCCGGAAAGGAAGACCAGGCCCGUGUCCCAGCCAACACCUUCUGCUCUCCAUCACGCUGCCAGUUGUGACGUGGACCCCGGCUCCGGCGACAGCAUCAGCCUGGCCCGCUCCAUCAGCAAAGACAGUCUGGCCUCCAAUGUCGUUCAUCUGAGCCCCCAGAACCGGCCUCAGCCCACGGCUGCCAAGACCGAUGGGAGCAGCCUCUUGAACAACGUCAGUAUUGAGGACGAGGAGGCAGAGCUUGUGGCCCUCAUCGGGCCAGACGUGGCUGCCCGCCGUGAGGACCCCGCAGGCCCCAGGGCCUCCCCCCGGGCCCCCAGGCCCCCCCAGUGGCAGGCGGACGCCCUGGACAGCAGGCCCGACAGCUUCUUCUUGGAGCCCUUGAUGCCAGCGGUGCUGAAGCCGGCGAAGGAGAAGCAGGUCGUCAGCAAGGAGGACGAGCUGGGGGAGGGGCGGCCGAGGAGCAGCGCGGCCAGGAGGCCCGGGGACGGCCACCAGCCUCUGGGGCGACGGAGGGUGGCCGGCGGCCACGGUGGCCACGACCUGAACAGGACCUUCACCCCGAUCCCGCGUCCUGAGUCUCCCAUGAGCGUCGUGCCCACAGAGGCCGGGCCGGCGCCGGCGGCGGGUGCUGCGGGAGAGGCUUGUGGCGGGCCCCCGGCCGUCGGCGGACUUGACCUGUUGCCCCAGGGCCAGUCUGCCGACGGCUUCUUCCUUCACGUGGGCUCUGGGGGCGGGGUAUGCAUCACUUCUAGAAGCCCCAGCCCCCGGGAUUCCGAGCCGUGGGCUUUCCUGGGGCAGGGGUCCGACUCCGAUGGCCUGGACGUGGAGGAAGUGGAGCACGUGUUCACUGGCGAGGAGCCGCCGGCGCUCGGGGCUCGGUACGACGGCGAGGAGGAGUCGGCCAAGCUGCGGGAAGACAUGCAGGUGAAGGAGCACGAGGACAAGGAUGACGCCAGCGGCCGCUCCAGCCCGUGUCUGAGCACGGCCUCGCGGCUCAGCAGCGUGUCCGCGGCCAGCGGCAGCGUGGCGAUGACCAGCUUCGCCGAGCGCAAGCUGCAGAGGCUCAACAGCUGCGAGACCAAGUCCAGCAGCAGCAGCUCCCAGAAGACCACGCCGGACGGCUCGGAGAGCUGCCCGGCCCCGCUGACGACCUGGAGGCAGAAGCGGGAGCAGAGCCCCGGCCGGCGCGCCAGAGACGCGGGCAGCCUGCUGGCGUCGGAGCUGGCGCAGCUGCACAUGCAGCUGGAGGAGAAGCGCAGGGCCAUCGAGGCGCAGAAGAAGCGGGUGGAGGCCUCGUCGGCGAGGCAGCGCCUGCGGCUGGGCAAGGCCGCCUUCCUGCACGUGGUGCGCAAGGGCAAGGCCGAGGGCGCCGCCCAGCCGCCCAGGCCGGAGCACUCCCAGCACGGCGGCGAGGACCUGGACGCCGGCGUGCCCGGCGCAGAAGAGCAGGAGGCUCUCCUGGGCGAGUCCGCGGCCCUGGAUAUGGCGGGCCUGGCCCUGGUGCAGCCCAGAGCCAGGGGCCCUGCCGCGCUGCACGAGGUGGAGAAGACCAAGGCGCUGUCGGCCGCGCUCCUGGAGGACGGCCUGGGCGAGGCGGCCGACGCGGAGUGCGAGCUGUCCAUCGAGAAGCUGAACGAGAGCAUCAGCACGCUGCAGCAGGCCAUCCUGAGGAUCUCCCAGCAGCAGGAGCAGCUGCUGCUCAAGUCCCCGGCCGCCCCCGCGCCCGCGCCCGCGCCCGCGCCCGCCCCGAGGAACAGCUCCCAGGACCACAGGGCCAGGGCCUCCAUCCACUUCGUCGAGCCGCUGUCUCCUCCCGGGACGGCCGGUCACCGCAAACCGCCGCGCCUCGGCCAGGGUCGGAGUUCGCGGGCAGGGAGGCCCGCCGAGCUGAAGGUGCCGAAGGACCGGCCGCAGGGCUCCUCCUGGAGUAAGACCCCGACCCCCAGCCUGGAGACCCUGCCGCACCUGCGCGCCCUCCCCCCGAGCAGCCACGCACGGACGCCCUCUGACCCGGACGCUGCCGCAGAGCCCGGGGGCGAGCUGCACGAGGAGAGCCCGUGUGACGGCUACAGGCUCUACCACGAGAGCAACCAGCGCACGCUGGCCGUGCCCGCCGCCCAAGACCCGAACAUCCUGGCGGAGCAGAUGAGCCUGCAGGACGGCCUGGGCGCCGGCGUGCGCGAGGCGGGGCCCAGCCCCUCGGACGGCUCGGGGAAGGUGGCCGCGCCCGCGGAGGAGCCCCUGAGGAGCAAGGCCAGCCUCAUCGAGGUGGACCUCGCAGACCUGAGGGCCCCCGGAGAGGACGGGGAGGGGGCCGGCCACGACCGUGCCCCGGAGCUCCCCGGGGACGCUGACCAGAAGCCCGGGGUCGGCUUCUUCUUCAAGGAUGAGCAGAAGGCCGAGGACGAGCUGGCCAAGAAGCGGGCGGCCUUCCUCCUGAAGCAGCAGCGCAAGGCCGAGGAGGCGCGGGCGCGCAAGCAGCAGCUGGAGGCCGAGGUGGAGCUCAAGAGAGACGAGGCCCGGCGCAAAGCGGAGGAGGACCGGGUGCGGAAGGAGGAGGAGAAGGCGCGGCGGGAGCUCAUCAAGCAGGAGUACCUGCGCAGGAAGCAGCAGCAGAUCCUGGAGGAGCAGGGGCUGGCCAAGCCGAAGUCAAAGCCGAAAAAGCCACGGCCGAAGUCCGUCCACCGCGAGGAGCCGUGCAGUGACUCGGGGCCCAAGUGCUCCUCCACCCCCGACAACUUGAGCCGGACCCAGUCCGGCUCCAGCCUGUCCUUGGCGUCCGCGGCCACCACGGAGCCCGAGAGCGUCCACUCGGGGGGCGCUCCCUCUCAGCGGGUGGAGUCGAUGGAAGCCCUGCCCACCCUGAGCCGCAACCCGAGCAGGAGCACGGACCGGGACUGGGAGACGGCCUCGGCGGCGUCCUCCCUGGCCUCGGUGGCCGAGUACACAGGUCCCAAGCUGUUCAAGGAGCCCAGCAGCAAAUCCAACAAGCCGAUCAUCCACAACGCCGUGUGCCACUGCUGCCUGGCCGGGAAGGUGAACGAGCCGCACAAGGACUCGGUGCUGCAGGAGCUGGAGAAGUGUGACGCCAACCACUACAUCAUCCUGUUCCGCGACGCCGGCUGCCAGUUCCGGGCCCUGUACUGCUACUACCCCGACACCGAGGAGAUCCACAAGCUCACGGGCACAGGGCCUCGGAGCAUCACCAGGAAGAUGAUCGACAAGCUGUACAAGUACAGCUCAGACCGCAAACAGUUUAACUUGAUCCCAGCCAAGACCAUGUCGGUCAGCGUGGACGCCCUCACCAUCCACAACCACCUGUGGCAGCCCAAGCGGCCGGCGGCGCCCAAGAAGGCGCAGAACCGCAAAUGACCGCGUGGCCGGGCGGGGCGACCUGCCGCCGCCGGCCUGGUACGACGUGUGCAGAACCGGAGCUGUUCUGGGAGGCUUCUAGGUAGCGAGAGGAACGCCGCCCCGCGCUCCGCACGGGGACCCAGGCGGCGCGGGGGGGAGGCCUGGGCGUGCUCUGGGUGGCUCGCGGGGCCGGCGGGCGGGGGGCGAGCGCGGAGUGUGGUCCCUCGAGCCGCGUGGCUCCCUACUUGAAGUCCUCCUCCGUGGCUGCGGACGGCCCCCGGCCGCGGCCCCUCGCCGCCCUCUGCGUGCGGCCCGACGCCCUGGGGGCGGCCGGCGGCCCUCGGCAGAGGACGGCCCGCUCUCCGCUCAGGUGUCAGGUCGUGGUGGGGUUGUCUCCGUUUAGGAAGCUGUAAGAUAUUUAUUGAUCGUGUCUACUGCCAACGUUUGUAUCCAAUUCUAAGGUUUCUGAAAAAUAUUCUUGUUUUUUGCUGCUCAGAAAAAAGUUUACUGAAACUCCGUUCACUCAAGGCACUGAGAUCUGUAGUCGGUCUCCUGCAGGCAGGGCGGGGCCGGCGCUGGGGCUUGUCCACCGAGCAGACAGGCCCCGGGAAGCAGGGGCUCCCGCCCGAGGGCGCGUCCGGCACAGCUCCGCUGGGCAGCGCUCUGCUGCCGUCGGGAGCCCAGGGGCGCGCUGUCCACGCAGGGCCCAGCGCCACGGCCACCGGCCCGGGAGGCUGCAGCUGCUGUGUUUCGCCCGUGGGGAGUGCCACUGGAACCGUCCUGAGCCCUGCAGGACGCCAGACACGAGGGCGACCGCCACACCCGGACGCUGGGCAUGGGAGCGACCGGGCCUCCCGUGACCGCGCCGUCCCUGGGAGUGCUGACCCCUCACUGUUGGACAUUAUGUGACCGUAUUUAUUUUAAGAAAGCACUACAGUGUAAUAAAGGAAUGAGCUAA
This is a messenger RNA of Lepus europaeus (European hare), 5657 nucleotides long. RefSeq names its product calmodulin regulated spectrin associated protein 1 (gene CAMSAP1). Gene Ontology annotation, biological process: negative regulation of microtubule depolymerization; neuron projection development; cytoplasmic microtubule organization. Gene Ontology annotation, cellular component: microtubule minus-end. Gene Ontology annotation, molecular function: calmodulin binding; spectrin binding; microtubule minus-end binding. NCBI's taxonomy places the organism in Eukaryota, Metazoa, Chordata, Mammalia, Lagomorpha, Leporidae. The record is from RefSeq and is a predicted model, not a curated record.